AUGCCGCUGGCCCAGCUGGCGGACCCGUGGCAGAAGAUGGCUGUGGAGAACGCCUCCGACGCCGCUGAGAAUGGACAGCAAAUUAUGGAUGAACCAAUGGGAGAAGAGGAGAUGAAUCCCCAAAUGGAAGAAGGCAGCAUCAAAGAAAUUGCAAUCACACAUCAUGUCAAAGAAGGACAUGAGAAAGCAGACCCUUCUCAGUUUGAACUUCUGAAAGUCCUAGGGCAGGGAUCUUUUGGGAAGGUAUUUCUUGUAAAAAAAAUCUCAGGAUCUGAUGCUCGCCAGCUUUAUGCAAUGAAAGUAUUAAAAAAGGCCACACUAAAAGUUCGAGAUCGGGUUCGGACGAAGAUGGAACGUGAUAUCCUAGUAGAAGUUAAUCAUCCCUUUAUUGUUAAAUUACAUUAUGCUUUUCAAACAGAAGGGAAGCUGUACCUUAUUUUGGAUUUUCUCAGGGGAGGAGAUUUGUUUACACGCUUAUCCAAAGAGGUGAUGUUCACAGAAGAAGACGUCAAAUUCUACUUGGCUGAACUUGCACUCGCUUUAGAUCAUCUGCAUAGUCUUGGAAUAAUCUACAGAGACCUAAAACCCGAAAACAUACUGCUUGAUGAAGAAGGCCAUAUCAAGUUGACAGAUUUUGGCUUGAGCAAAGAGUCCAUUGACCAUGAGAAGAAGGCCUAUUCCUUCUGCGGAACGGUAGAAUAUAUGGCUCCCGAAGUAGUUAAUCGACGAGGUCAUACCCAAAGCGCAGAUUGGUGGUCUUUUGGUGUUCUAAUGUUUGAAAUGCUCACUGGUACUCUACCUUUCCAAGGGAAAGACAGAAAAGAAACCAUGACGAUGAUCCUUAAAGCCAAACUUGGAAUGCCACAGUUUCUGAGUCCUGAAGCUCAGAGUCUUUUGCGCAUGCUUUUCAAGCGAAAUCCGGCGAACAGAUUAGGAGCAGGUCCAGAUGGAGUUGAAGAGAUUAAACGCCAUGCGUUUUUCUCCACAAUAGACUGGAAUAAAUUAUACAGAAGGGAAAUUCUUCCACCUUUUAAACCUGCAACAGGCAGACCUGAAGAUACGUUUUAUUUUGAUCCUGAAUUUACAGCCAAAACUCCCAAAGAUUCCCCUGGAAUUCCCCCCAGCGCUAAUGCACACCAGCUCUUCCGGGGUUUCAGUUUCGUCGCCAUUACUUCAGAUGACGACAACCAAGCCAUGCAGGCGGUCGGAGCACAUUCAAUUGUUCAGCAGUUGCACAGGAACAGCAUUCAGUUCACCGAUGGCUAUGAAGUAAAAGAAGACAUCGGAGUCGGCUCGUAUUCCAUUUGCAAGAGAUGUAUACACAAAGGCACAAACAUGGAAUAUGCUGUUAAGAUUAUUGAUAAGAGCAAGAGAGAUCCAACGGAAGAAAUCGAAAUCCUUCUCCGGUAUGGUCAGCACCCAAAUAUCAUCACUCUAAAAGAUGUGUACGAUGAUGGAAAAUAUGUAUAUGUGGUAACAGAGCUUAUGAAAGGAGGUGAGCUGCUGGAUAAAAUUCUGAGACAGAAAUUUUUCUCCGAAAGAGAAGCCAGUGCCGUGCUGUUCACAAUAACGAAGACUGUGGAGUAUCUUCAUGCACAAGGGGUGGUGCAUAGAGACCUGAAGCCUAGCAACAUCCUUUACGUCGAUGAGUCCGGUAACCCGGAGUCUAUUCGCAUCUGUGACUUCGGCUUUGCAAAGCAGCUAAGAGCAGAAAAUGGUCUUCUGAUGACUCCGUGCUAUACCGCAAAUUUCGUUGCUCCAGAGGUUUUAAAAAGACAAGGCUACGAUGCUGCUUGUGAUAUAUGGAGUCUUGGUGUCCUCCUCUAUACAAUGCUCACUGGCUACACUCCUUUCGCCAAUGGUCCAGACGACACCCCAGAAGAAAUUCUGGCACGAAUAGGCAGUGGGAAAUUCUCCCUCAGCGGUGGUUACUGGAAUACAGUUUCGGACACGGCAAAGGAACUAGUUUCAAAGAUGCUUCAUGUCGAUCCCCAUCAGAGACUGACAGCUGCCCAGGUGCUCCGACAUCCCUGGAUUGUUCACUGGGAUCAGCUGCCUCAGUAUCAGCUCAACAGACAGGACGCGCCACAUCUGGUUAAGGGGGCCAUGGCAGCCACGUACUCUGCUCUGAACCGCAAUCAGUCACCGGUUUUAGAGCCCGUAGGCCGCUCGACCCUUGCUCAGCGACGAGGUAUCAAGAAGAUCACCUCCACGGCCCUGUGAAGUGACCUCAGCCGGAUCCCCCGUUGCCACGGCGUCCGACGUCAGCACAAAUCACGGCAACAGGUAGCACAUCCCGGAGCGAUCCCCGCAAGCACACUCCGCCCCAGCUGGCUCCCAGGCUGCUGCUGCUCUUGUCUCGUCUCGUCUCGCUUUCGGUGAUCGUUGGCCAAGCUCCUGACUCCUCCCGGAGCCGCGGACGGAGUGGGAAGCGGAAUCGCGAUGAAGAGGGACGGUCACCGAAAUCAUCUAGAACGGUCACGAGCACCACCUCUGUCAUUUAAAAAAACAAAAACAAAAAAAAAAAUACACUGAAUAAAGCACUCGGCGCCGUAUAGCAUUAUUUUUCUAGGGAGUAUUUCUCGCCUCCGAAAACGUUCCUCGUCAGCUUUAGGAGUGGACCGUUUAUGUUAAGCACUUAGCUUAAACAAUCCGUUUAGAAUAGCACUGUCGACUCUGUGCCAUCCAACAUUUUGUAUGUUUUUGUAAACAGUUCACAUACAGUACAUUUCUGUACUAUUUUCUUUAAUGUAUACAUGCCUUGUUUGACUUGGAGUUUAUUAAUCAAUCUGGCAAUUAAAUCUGGUUGGACAGUUCUGAGACAGCCUGAUUGUUGAACAGCUAUUGAAUGUAAUAUGAUGAAAAUGUAAUCACCUUC
This is a messenger RNA of Tachyglossus aculeatus (Australian echidna), 2878 nucleotides long. RefSeq names its product ribosomal protein S6 kinase A3 (gene RPS6KA3). The record is from RefSeq and is a predicted model, not a curated record. The coding region runs from base 1 to 2223 and encodes 740 amino acids. NCBI's taxonomy places the organism in Eukaryota, Metazoa, Chordata, Mammalia, Monotremata, Tachyglossidae. The transcript has 22 exons. Gene Ontology annotation, biological process: protein phosphorylation; intracellular signal transduction. Gene Ontology annotation, molecular function: ribosomal protein S6 kinase activity; magnesium ion binding; ATP binding.